GUUAGCUUAUAUAUAUAUAUAUAUAUAUAUUUAUUUAUGUAUUCGUAUUAAAUCCCAGGUUGUCAUGUUAGUGAUUACAGACUCAAAUUUUUCUUCAAAUACAAUACAUAUAUCAUAUCAUAUAUUUGUAUAUAUAAUACCAAAGAUCGAUGAUGUAUCGGUUUCUGACCAUCCUCCUUUGUUUAUGUACUGCAAAUUUAACGUCAACAAAGAGAAUCGAGUAUCUUCCAGGUUUUGAAGGACCUCUUCCGUUCCAUCUCGAAACAGGGUAUGUGGGAGUGGAUGUGAAUGAGGAUGUUCAACUGUUUUACUACUUCAUUCAUUCUGAGUCAAAUCCCAAAGAUGAUCCUCUCUUGCUUUGGCUUACCGGUGGCCCCGGUUGUUCUUCAAUCUCCGGCCUCCUUCUGCAGAUCGGUCCAAUUGAGUUUCGCGCGGUGCCUUACAAUGGAAGCUUGCCCACCUUGAUUCCGAGAAUAUAUUCAUGGACCAAGAUGACAAACAUAAUUUUCUUAGAUAUUCCGGUCGGUACAGGGUUUUCUUAUGCAAAAUCAACACGUAGCGUUCAUUCUACCGACAUCCAAUAUUUUGACCAUGCCUACGAAUUUAUGAGAAAGUGGUUCAAGCGUAAUCCAGAGUUCACUUCCAACCCAUUCUACGUUGCAGGAGACUCGUAUUCUGGAAUCCCUAUCCCCGUAAUCACACAACUAAUAUCAAAUGGAAACGAUGCUGGAACUAAGCCUUACAUUAAUCUCAAGGGUUACAUACUCGGGAACCCUAUUACCUUCCCUGCUAACAAUUACCAAAUCCGAUUUGCAAAUGGUAUGGGACUUAUUUCUGAUGAACUCUAUAAGUCAUUGUUACAAAGUUGUCAUGGAGAAUAUCAAUCAGGUUAUAUAGACCCAAACAACGUAGAGUGUCUUCGAAACCUUGAGUUAUACCAGGAGUGUAUUAAUGGUAUUGAAAAGGAAGACGUGUUAGAACCGUAUUGCAGUGCAACCGUUUCGCCAAUAAAACUGCCUAGCCAAAUACGAUCUAAAGAGCGUCGGCCUCUUUCUGCAUCUUAUUGUCAAUAUGAUCCUAAAGAUCUAGUUAAUUAUUGGGUGAAUGAUGAUGAUGUCAAAGAAGCAUUGCAUAUCCGAAAGGGAAGCAUAGGAAAUUGGAUAAGAUGCAACCGUGAUUUUUUAAAUUUCACCAUAACAUUAUAUGAUGUGAGACCUUAUCAUCUCAACCUUAGUAGCAAGGAUUACCGCUCACUCAUAUACAGUGGUGAUCAUGAUAUGCAAGUUCCCCAUCAGUCGACUCAAGCAUGGAUAAAAGACCUUGAUUACAAUGUCACCGAUCAAUGGCGUUCAUGGAAGCAUCAAGGUCAAAUCGCCGGGUAUACACAGAGUUAUUCGAAUAGGAUGACAUUUGCUACUGUGAAGGGUGCAGGACACAUCGCAACUGUAUAUAAAACCGAAGAAUGUUUUAUGAUGUUAAAGAGAAUUUGGGGGCUUUUGUGGACUUUCUUGGCCAGCAAGAUAAACCACGACCAUUUUUGAGUCAGACGAAAGGACUACACGACAGAGAUGUGUGAUUAAGGAG
Molecule: messenger RNA, 1584 nt
Organism: Lactuca saligna
Lineage: Eukaryota; Viridiplantae; Streptophyta; Magnoliopsida; Asterales; Asteraceae
Source: the annotation of a GenBank genome assembly